Messenger RNA from Exophiala aquamarina CBS 119918, 1032 nucleotides. RefSeq lists its product as uncharacterized. Gene Ontology annotation, molecular function: oxidoreductase activity, acting on NAD(P)H. Lineage: Eukaryota; Fungi; Ascomycota; Eurotiomycetes; Chaetothyriales; Herpotrichiellaceae. The coding region runs from base 1 to 1032 and encodes 343 amino acids. The record is from RefSeq and is a predicted model, not a curated record. The transcript has 4 exons.
AUGAGCACUCAAUUCGUCAAUCAAGCCGCAUGGCAGACUGCCGCAAAUACGAAGCCACUGAAGGUCGGACCGGGGCCCGACCAGAGCAAUCCAGCCUCUGAUGAAGUGGUCAUCAAAGUUGAAUAUGUUGCAAUUAAUCCUUCUGAGUGGAAGAUGCAAGACUUCAACUACCUCCCAUUGCAGUUCCCGCAUGUCCUUGGGAGCGAUGUCGCCGGGAUUGUUGUCAAGACAGGAGAUGCAGUCACUCGCUUCAAGGACGGCGAUCGAGUUAUCGGCCACUGUCUCGGCCUGAUGUUUGGUGGAGCAAGGCACGGUGGCUUUCAGCACUACACGACCUGUCGCGAGAUUGUUGUUGCGAAGGUUCCUGACAGCGUUCCACUUGAAAGCGCAGUCGUCCUCCCGCUUGGCCUGUCCACCUCCAUCACAGGCCUGUUUGAGAUUCUGAAGCUUGACCUUCCCACCAGCAGCAAUGCUGAGAAGAAGGGCAAGACAGUUCUCAUCUGGGGAGGUAGCUCGUCAAUGGGAAGCACAGCAAUCCAGCUUGCUGUCGCCGCAGGCUACGACGUCGUGUCCACGGCCAGCAAGCGCAAUCACGAAUACGUCAAAGACUUGGGAGCUCAAGAGGUCUUCGAUCAUACCGACCCUGAGGUUGUGGAGAAGAUUUCAGGAAGGCUCCAGGGGUUUGACGUGGCAGGGAUUUGCGAUUCCAUUGGCGAAGAGUCGUCUAUCAGGGCUUGUGCGGCAAUUCUGUCGUCACUUGGUGGUGGAAUCUUCUCAACUGUUUUGUGGCCACCAAAUGACCUUCCCGAAAAUGUGAACGCGAUUAUGGUCUACGCCUCCAAUCCCGGGUUAGUCCCCGAUCAUGUUGGAAUAACGGUAUGGAGAGAUUUUGUUGAGUCCGGGUUGCGAACAGGCGCACUUCGAGCCAAGCCAGAGCCUAGGGUUUUGACCGGUGGGCUCGACGUGGUUCAAGACGCACUCGAACUUCAGAAGAAAGGAGUAUCCGCCAAAAAGAUUGUUGUACGGAUGUAG